Messenger RNA from Paramecium primaurelia, 294 nucleotides. The record is from the annotation of a GenBank genome assembly. NCBI's taxonomy places the organism in Eukaryota, Ciliophora, Oligohymenophorea, Peniculida, Parameciidae.
AUGUAUGAUUCAAUAUUAUAGUAUUUUAUGAGUAUAUUUAUAGAUUAGGAACUUAAAAAGAGUAGAAAUAAAAAAGUAACGAUCAAUUUUUAAUUUAGUAUAAAAUAAGUAUUUGUUAGAGAAUAAAAGGAAUUUAAGGUUAUUUAAAUGAAAUGGAAGAGUUUUGAAUAGAAAAUCAAGAAAUUAUGGCAAAUUAAUUAUAAUUUAUAAAGUUAAUAUAAAAUAAAAAAUUAUGUAAUUAAGGCGGCAGGGAAAUGUUCUAUUUUUCUAAUUUGUGUUUUUUUUUGUUUUUGA